AUGGCAUUUCAAGGAUGUACUAAUCUAUCUAAAUUUUCAUUUGGAAAUCAUAUUAUCGAGAUAGGAACGAGUGCUUUUGAAAACGCAAUUCUCAAUUCAGAAAUAGCUUUCCCUGCAACUUUGACAAAAAUUUCGAAUACAGCGUUCAAGAAUUGUAAAAAGAUUCCAUCUAUAUCUUUCUCUUCUUCAUCUAGUUUACAGAUUCUUGAUAGUGCAUUUGAGAAUUGUAUAUCUAUCACAUCUAUCAUAUUCAUUACAAAUACAGAAACUACAUUAGGUUCAUCAUGUUUCAGCAACUUGACAUCAUUGAACAGCAUCCAGAUUUCUAACAACAUCAAAUCUGUUGGUAGUGCAUGUUUUUCUAACAGCGGUCUUAGUCGUGUUGACUUUUUCAACAACAACAUAUCAUUUGAUUCACUGUCUCCAUCUAUCUUCCGAGGUUGCAUCAACCUUCGCUCUUUCACAAUUCCAUCUAACUGCAUCACCAUUGGCACAAGUGCACUUUCAGGCACAUCUAUCGAACAUCUUGACAUCCCAGACAGUGUCGAAACAUUUGAUGGCUACUGCUUCUCUUUCUGCACUAAACUUGUCUCUAUCAACAUCAAGAACAGCAGUCACCUUGAAAACAUCCGACUUGGUGUUUUCCAAGGAUGCACUAACUUCGCCACUAUCAACGAGUUUAUCUCAUCCAACUUUGUUUGCGAGAGUGGUGCUCUGUACAGCAGUGAUCGCAACCGUAUGCAUGUAUAUCCACCUGCAUCAACACGCCGAUACUUCUAUCUUCUCGAAGGUGUUGUUUCGAUCGAAGACAGUGCAUUCAUCGGCUGCACACAUCUUGAGUCCAUUCUUCUUCCAGAGAAGAGUCUUUUCAAAAUUGGACAGAGUUCAUUCGAAGGAUGCAUCAAUCUUCGACACAUCACAAUUCCAUCCAGCAUUGUCUCUAUUGGUGAGAACGCAUUCCUUAACUGUCCCAGCCUCAACUGUGGUGCACUGAUCCAAAACAGAGAAAACAAGACAUUCAUUCGACUUCUUAAGCAGAGUGGUCUUGACAUUUCAUCAUCUCUAUACUGCUCUGGCUUUUCAUGCGAAGCCAACAUUCACUCUAAUCUUCAUCUUCGUAUCACCGAAACUGCUGUUAUGAUUUUAAUGUGA
Molecule: messenger RNA, 1152 nt
Organism: Trichomonas vaginalis G3
Lineage: Eukaryota; Parabasalia; Trichomonadida; Trichomonadidae
Product: surface antigen family
Exons: 1
Coding region: 1-1152 (383 amino acids)
Source: RefSeq, a predicted model, not a curated record